AUUUACUGUAUAGUUGGCAUCCUCAACUCGAACGCGAAGGAUGUCAUUUUCUGAAUCGCGCGUGAAGUACAUAUGAAAGCCGCAAUAAUUUAGAAACUAUACGUGAAAUCUAAUACUUUGGUUUUUCUCAACAACUGUUAUCAUUUUAUGCGUUAAAAUGAUUAAGUUAUUUGCUUUCGGCAUCUUGCAAGCUAUGAUGCUUGUUGCAGUCGCUCAAUUUCAAGGACAAUCGAAUUGUGCGUCACUUUAUGGUGUAUCCGGUCAGUGCAUUGGAUUGCGUCAAUGUCCACAAAUACUGAAUAUUCUUCAAACACGACCCCUUCCACCACAAACAAUAGAUAUAUUAAGACAAAUACAGUGCGGUUUCGAUAGUCCCAACAACCCCCGAGUAUGUUGCCCUAUACAAACUCGUAUUGAAGAUAACGGCAGAAUAAAUUCGAAUUCUGGGCAACAGAAUACCAACAAUGAAAAUACCAACAAUCAAAAUACCAACAAUCAAAAUCUACAAUACGAUAUUUUUAACAAUCCUUUGCUUCCUACUGAAUGCGGCAAAGAUUUAACUCAAAGGAUCGUCGGUGGAGAACGCGCAGGACUCGACGAAUAUCCAUGGAUGACACUCUUGGAAUACCUUACAUUAAAUGGAGUAUAUACAGCUUGUGGUGGAGUCCUUAUAAGUCAGCGUUAUGUUCUAACGGCAGCUCAUUGUGUCAAAGGCAAAGAUAUACCAAGCACAUGGCGACUGCAAAGUGUCCGUUUAGGCGAAUAUAAUACUGAUACCAAUCCUGAUUGCAUUAAGGACGAUGAAAACAGCGAAAUUUGCGCGGACGAAACCGUGUCGGUUGAAAUCGAAGAACAAAUUGCUCAUGAGAAUUACCGGCCACGAUCAAGAGAUCAGAAAUAUGAUAUCGCUCUGCUAAGAUUGUCCCGUGAUGUUACGUUUACCAAUUACAUAAAACCUAUUUGUCUGCCACCAAAUGCUUCUCUCGGACAAAGGCUAUCUGUUGCCGGCUGGGGAAAGACAGAGAACGGCUCAUCGUCGAACAUAAAACUAAAACUUACGUUGCCUAUAGUUGACGAAGUACAAUGCCAGAUGACUUAUGGAAACGUUGGAGUGGCGUUGGGUUACGGGCAGAUUUGUGCCGGUGGACAAAAGGGUAAAGAUUCGUGUAGAGGAGAUUCUGGUGGAUCUUUAAUGGCUGUAGAACGAGAUCGGAAUGGUAGCGCUAGAUGGGCAGCUGUUGGUGUUGUUUCCUUUGGACCAUCACCUUGCGGUAUGCCUGGAUGGCCUGGCGUUUAUACUAGAGUAAUUGAUUUUGUACCCUGGAUACUCAGCAAAAUGAGACCUUGAUAUCUAUAUUGAAAUUAUUCGUCCAGUCUCUAUCUAAUCUUUAUACAUGUAAAAUUGUAAAUGCAUACGCGCAACGAUGAAAGGAAGGUGAAUUAAAAGAUAUAUAUAAUAUAUAUCAUUUGUUAAAUAAUAUGAAAGAAAAUAUAACGUUCUUCAUUUUAUGAAAGAAAAUUAUUUUUGUUCUCUAGUGAUAGGGUUACGUUACAUCAGUAGUAUAACUAAUAACUAUCGGUUUCAGAGGUUAUCGAUUCUGUAGCACAUACAAACUAUCACGCAAGAUAUACGUGUACAAUUAUUUUUAUAUUUUUCCUUAAUAAAUGGAGUGCAUGUUAUUUUCAAAACAA
Messenger RNA from Bombus huntii, 1692 nucleotides. RefSeq names its product CLIP domain-containing serine protease HP8-like. The transcript is spliced from 3 exons. Bases 158 to 1348 code for a protein of 396 amino acids. NCBI's taxonomy places the organism in Eukaryota, Metazoa, Arthropoda, Insecta, Hymenoptera, Apidae. Gene Ontology annotation, molecular function: serine-type endopeptidase activity. The record is from RefSeq and is a predicted model, not a curated record. Gene Ontology annotation, biological process: proteolysis.